Messenger RNA from Homalodisca vitripennis (glassy-winged sharpshooter), 525 nucleotides. RefSeq lists its product as uncharacterized. Gene Ontology annotation, biological process: positive regulation of Rho protein signal transduction. Lineage: Eukaryota; Metazoa; Arthropoda; Insecta; Hemiptera; Cicadellidae. The transcript is spliced from 5 exons. The record is from RefSeq and is a predicted model, not a curated record. Bases 49 to 525 code for a protein of 158 amino acids.
CGCAGGAUAUCGAUUAUCAACGGGAGAAGGUCAAGCAGUGAAACUGACAUGAUCAAUAUAAAAUUGAGGAAGGUGGCAGUGGAUGUGCUGGAGUGGAACCAUGAUGAGGUGAGGUUUGCAAUGGAAGGGAAGCUCCUGUACACUCAGCCCACAGAUAACAACUGGCGUCGCGGUCGCACAAUCAAACUGAGCCCAGUCAACGCCAUGUUGGUCACCCUUGGCAAGCCCACGGAAGACUAUCAACCAGAUUCUGAUGAGAUCUUAGCGUUUCCAAGGAAGAACGGAAUCAGAGAUGCCACUCUGCUGUUGGUUAGAGAGAAGAGCGGACGAUAUGGACUACUAAGGGAGCCUCUGUUCCUUGACCGGUGCAUCAUCUGUUCUGAGGCUGAUGUGGAGGACUACUUCGAAGUUCAGGAGCUUGCUACCAAAGACACCUACUUGUUCAAGGCAGAAGAUGGUGACCAGGACAAAGCGGUGGUUCCGACAACUCCAGUACCACGCGCAGGGGCUGGGAGCUUGGCGUAA